AUGCUGCCUAACAAAGUGGGCAAACAGCUGGGUCACCCCACGUAUUCUUUAACUGGAUGGUUGGUGACCAAGUUCUUUAAAUGGCACAAUCAGAUUUUGGAGGAGAAUGCGGUGAAACUGAGCAACAUGCAACCCAAAGACACGGUGCUGGAGCUCGGCCACGGGCCGGGCUUCGGUCUGCAGGCGGCGGCGCAGCUCCUCACGGCUCCGGAGGGGAAACUGCUCGGUGUGGAUUACUCUCAAUACAUGCAUGAGAUGGCCAGUAAGCGCAUGAAGGAGCAGAUCUCCAGAGGAAAGGCUGUGCUGUAUUGCAGUGAUUUGGUGGCCAUGCCGAUAGAGGAAAACACGGUUGACAAGGUGUUUCACUGCAACUGCUAUUACUUCUGGCCGGAUCUGAAAGCAGGCGCGAGAGCGAUUCACAGAGUGAUGAAACCAGGUGGAACUAUGGUUACAGCUCUCAGGCUAGAUAGUGUUAAAAAAGUAGCCUCGAAGAACAUGUUUAGCGGGGAGAGCUGGCGUCCUGAGGUCUACAUGGAAGCACUGCAGUCCUCCGGAUUCACAGAUGUCCGAAUGGAGAAUAAAAGAGAGAAUCUCAUCACAUUUCAAGCUAUUUUUGCCACUGCUGUGAAAUAAAUUCCUGUGUAAUGUAAUAUAUGCCCUUCCACAAUUUUUAUGAUUGAAUCUGAAUUAGAUAAAUCCAGCAAGAAUAAAUAUUGCCAAUGACUGACAUGAUACAUUAUAUCUAUAUGAGGUGCAAACAUUUCUCAAACAAUGACAAAAAUAGCCUACAAAACCAUUGUUUUGACCAACAUAAGGUAUUAUGGAAAAUUUAA
Molecule: messenger RNA, 833 nt
Organism: Sinocyclocheilus anshuiensis
Lineage: Eukaryota; Metazoa; Chordata; Actinopteri; Cypriniformes; Cyprinidae
Exons: 2
Coding region: 1-633 (210 amino acids)
Biological process (GO): sterol biosynthetic process
Cellular component (GO): endoplasmic reticulum
Molecular function (GO): sterol 24-C-methyltransferase activity
Source: RefSeq, a predicted model, not a curated record